Linum tenue is the source of this 2199-nucleotide messenger RNA. NCBI's taxonomy places the organism in Eukaryota, Viridiplantae, Streptophyta, Magnoliopsida, Malpighiales, Linaceae. The record is from the annotation of a GenBank genome assembly.
CAAACUAUAGGGACUAGAAAUACCAAAACACAAAAGUACGGGUAGUAGAAAACAAGCUCAACAUGGUCAGCGGAGAACUGAGAGAAGUUUAUCAUCAUUUCGAGCCAGCCAAACAAAGACCUAAAAACACAGCAAACAUCCCCUCUUUCCUCUCCCAGAUCUCCCAACCGAUUGCCGUCGUCUUCGUCCAACCUGGUUCUCGUCUCUGCCGUCCGCUGCUCGCUCUUCAACGAUCUCCGGUUCGAUUAGCUUGAUCGGAAAUUGGCGGGAAUGAAAAAGUUCCGUCUUGUUUAGUCCCAGAGCCGCAGCCUGAAUAAACCUGCCGGGAAUCGUCAUGUGGAGAAACUCUGCAAGUCGCUCCUCCAAGCUCAUCUGGAACGGCUAUGCACUAUCACCGUCUUCUCUUUCCACUCUCAGGAGCUCCCGUUCUGUACCGAAUUCCGUUUUCCCAUUAUCGUCCGUUCCCGCCGUCGCUUCCCCUUCUCAUUCGCCUUCGGAUCCUUCAAAAUUAGGGUUUCUGCCGGGGAGAUCAGAUGGAAUCCGAGCUCUAUCCUCAGUUCCGUCUCCUGCCGCUGUUGAUAUCCCUUCGUUGACAUAUGGAGUUCAAUUGGCUCGUCACUACGGCCAAUGCUUCUGGGAGCUCUCCAAAGCUCGGCUCAGUAUGCUGGUCGUUGCAACUUCUGGGACGGGUUAUGUUCUAGGAAGUGGGAGUGCAGUGGAUUUCGCGGGACUUUGUUGGACUUGUGCUGGUACAAUGAUGGUUGCAGCUUCUGCCAACUCGUUGAAUCAGGUCUUUGAGAUCAAGAAUGAUGCCUUGAUGAAAAGGACAAGAAAUAGGCCGCUUCCUUCCGGGCGUAUGUCAGUUCCCCAGGCAGUGGCUUUUGCAUCUUCAGUUGGCUUGGCUGGGACUGCUAUGUUAGCAUGCAAGACUAAUAUGAUGGCGGCAGGGUUAGCAGCAUCCAACCUGGUCUUAUAUGCAUUUGUCUACACCCCAUUGAAACAGAUCCACCCUGUCAACACGUGGGUUGGAGCAGUUGUUGGUGCCAUUCCACCGCUUCUGGGGUGGGCUGCUGCUUCUGGUGGUCAGAUUUCCCUCAAUUCAAUGAUUCUUCCAGCUGCACUCUACUUUUGGCAAAUCCCCCAUUUCAUGGCACUUGCAUAUAUGUGUCGCCACGACUAUGCUGCUGGAGGGUAGGUACAUAGCCGAUGUCCACUUACGGAUGGAUGUAUUUUUCUAGGUUGAGAAAUGUGAAUUGAAUAAGAUAAGGAAAUGGCCAUGUUAGUUGCAUCUGCAAGAAUCAAGGUGGCCAGAUUCCCUGGUUUUGUUGAUUUGCUGUCUUUGAACGUUCAAAAAGUUGGCUUACUACCUUGAGGAGAUGAGUUAUGUCUUUCCUCAAUUUUGUUGAUAUUUUCAUGCGUUCAUGAUCUUUUACACCUAUGAUCAAAGAGGUCAAGUCUUGUCUUGACCGUUAAAUUUUAGAACUGUGCCAAAUUCAAGCUUGCUGAUGUCUGUCUCUAUUUUGAUAUUCUACCCUGUGACCUCUCAGUGCUCCUAUUAGAAUUUGAGUGCCUUGCAAUGUACUUCAAUCUCAUUGUAUCAUCUCGGGGGUUUUAAAUGGUGAAUGCAGUGGGUAUGGCUUCUGGGUGGUUUUGCCUGGAAUCAUCCGUUCUGACUCUAGCAAUCGCUGCUUCGGCAUUUUCAUUCUACCGGGAACCAACCACAGAGAAGGCCAGGAAGAUGUUUCAUGCCAGCCUUCUAUACCUUCCCAUAUUCAUGGCCGGGAUUCUCCUUCACCGACAAACAGAGAUGUCAACUGAUGAGCUUUCAUCUUCUAUGAGUGCGGAAGUAGAAGAUAGAGAAGACGAGCGAAGCCGAAGCCAUGCAAAGAAGAAGGAACUACUGGAUGGUUCAAAUUUCGGCACACGAGUCCGUGCACCAGUGGCGUAUGCUUCUGUUGCACCUUUCCCUUUCCUUCCGGCUCCUUCAUAUGUUUCGUCAUAGUUUUUUUUCCCGGCAUUUUUUGGCACUUUACUACCUUCAGUCCUUCACGUUGCAGAAAAUCUAGCAAUAAUGUCAUUCUGGGUUGUUGAUCAUUGGAUCAUAUAGUAACUUGUUGUCCCGGUUCUCACAUACUAUGGCGGGAAUGCUCCUGAUUGGACGUCACAUUUUUGUAACUUAAUAACGCAUGAAAAGAAAUG